Molecule: messenger RNA, 764 nt
Organism: Microbotryum saponariae
Lineage: Eukaryota; Fungi; Basidiomycota; Microbotryomycetes; Microbotryales; Microbotryaceae
Source: the annotation of a GenBank genome assembly
AUGAUCCAUCGGCCAUUCAGAACAUCGCCCAUUCAUGAUGCCCAUCGUUUGCAACCUGGAACUUGUCGUUACGGAUCACCUCACUGAGCAACACUGGAUCAUGUAGAUAAGUUUCCCUCGCGUUCGUCGUCCAACAUGACAUCUCUCAGAACCUCGAUGGCCCACUUGGAGUUUGGCCCUUAGGGCUUCGCAGCGUGCUCCUCUGAUUGGUAGAAAUCCCCUCAUGCGCCCGCUAGCUAGAACCUUGCCAGACUCGCGCUCUCCUGUGCCUUUCUUCCUCUUCUCUACCGCUUCCCAACAUUAGCAAGACAGCUAAUCUUCGGUAGAGAACAGUCCGUCCAGCCGUGCCACGUUCGUCUCGUCAGACCUCGUCCGUACCGCCUCACGACCUCUCCGCCCGGACCGUCCGUUGCAACCCAGCCACGUCGACGCUCCCACAGUAGCCCUAGCGGUCGCUACGCCAACCUCCCAAGGUCCUGCAGCCUACAAACAACAUUCACCGCCUCGCGACUUCUCGACCGGGGAGCACUUUGCUACGUCGUCCUGCCUCGCAACCUCCCGAAACGAUCCGGUCCGUGCCGCCUCACGAUUCUCCAGCGACCCCCCGGUCCCAACUUAACACGUUCUUGGUUCGAUGGGUAGGCCGUAACAACACCGACGAUACUUGGAUGUCAAAGCAGUCCCUUCGCCUUGACCAUCCGUCCGUCCUCGACGCCUACUUCGCGCACCUCGAUUGCUCGAACCGCCGCCUCGCCGCACGGUAG